Metarhizium album ARSEF 1941 is the source of this 2163-nucleotide messenger RNA. RefSeq lists its product as uncharacterized. Lineage: Eukaryota; Fungi; Ascomycota; Sordariomycetes; Hypocreales; Clavicipitaceae. The transcript has a single exon. The coding region runs from base 1 to 2163 and encodes 720 amino acids. The record is from RefSeq and is a predicted model, not a curated record.
AUGCCCUCGUACGACAUGGCGGAUCUCAAUGUCCCCAUUGCCGUUCGGCGAACACGUCGAAGUAACAUCGGAAGCGUAAAGGCAGAAGAAGAACCCGAGUCUCCAGCUCGGCCGCCCAGAACCCCCCGACGGGCAAGAAGGGCCGUUCGGUUCUCGGAUCCCACCUCGUCGCUGUCCAGCGGACUGACGCCCAUGAUUCACCGCACGUCCAUCGGCACGCCUCGGCGGCGGCGUCGUGCGUCAGCACCAGCCGCCCCCUCCAGAAGAGGAGCAACUGUUCCUCACACGCCGCCGGCCUUGCCAUCCCGCCGCCGUGACCCUCUCCAGCCAUCACGCUCGCUGCACCACACCGUCGACGGCCGCGUGGAGAGACGCCUCCGCCGCAGCCAUCUCCGAGACUUGCUCAACAAGCUCGAGCGGCAGAAGAAACGCGCGGCGCAGCAGUCCCGGACGGAAAUCAGCCAUCUCAGGUCGGAAAUCAGGUCCAAAGACAGGGAGAUCUACGAGCUACAAAACGCCACCGUGGUCGUCGACAACGAGAGGCUCUGGGACCUAGAGCAGCAGAUUGAGCUCCUCAGGGGCGAGCUGGCCAGGCGGCCCGAGACGCCGCGCGGCCACGCGAGGAGCUACGACUGGACGCUGGCGGCGCGCGACCCGUUUGCAGACGAAUAUGCCGACGGACCGGAGGACGGGGACUGCUUUGGCGACGCGACCGCCGCCGAGUUCGCGGCGAGCACGCCGUCCCGGGCGAGAUUGUCGUUUCCCACGCCCCCUGCUACGAGUCCCGUGGUGCCUGCCACGCCGUGCUCCCCGACGCCCUGCUUGCCUGUGGCCCCGUCCCAUGUGGGCGUUCAGGUUUCCUUUCCGGACGUCGAGAGGCGGCAGGCGGAAGAGGAGCUUGCGUCGCUGCUGCGCGAGGUGGGUAAAUUGACCGCCACGCUGGAUUCAUACAGGAGCCUUGAGUCGAAGCUGAGAGAGAAGCUCGCCUCGGUGGAGUCCAUCGCGCCUCUGGGCGACGGCGGCGACGGCGACGGCGACCUUCUGGAGGGCAAGGUUGCGGCCCUGCUGCAAAACGUGUCUGACGGGACAGAGGCCGUGAGGCAGCUCAGCGCGUCCAUCGCGGAGCUGGGAUUCCCCGGCGCAAAUGCCGGCGAGAUGAUUGCGGCGCUGUCGUCUGGGUUCCGUGCUGCCCGGCUGGAGCUGGAGUACCUCACGCCCGGGGAGAUCGCGCUGCCGCUCACGUCCCACGGCGCCGAGGUGCUCGACCUCCUGCUCACGCGCCUGCGGGAGCUGGCCAGGAGGGCCAAGGAGGACGAGUCGUCCAUAGACGAGUACCACGAGCUCGAGCAGUCGCUGCGCAAGCAACUGGACGCCAGAGUCAGUGUCAUGGACCACCUCAAGGGCCAGCUGUCGCAGGCAGAGCGCCUGCUCGGCGAGCACAAGGCCAGGCUCGGACAGCUCGAGGCUGGAAACGAGCGUCUCCGGGGCGCCGUCGACGGCUAUGUCCGCGACAUGUCUGAGCUGGAGAGGCUGGUCGAGCGGAUGGAGCGAGAACACGGCGAGGCGGCGGCCUCGCAUUCCGCCCAGCGGGAGCUUGACAGGCGAGAAGUCUCGAGGAGAGACGCGACCGUCCUCGAGCUGCAGGACCGGCUUGCUGAUGCGGUGCGGCAAUCUGCCAACCUGCAGAAGGAGAUGAGCGACGUCCAGGACAGCACCACGCGGCACGUCGUGUCGUUGAACAAGCGCCACGGCGCGGCUUUGGCGCUCCGGGACGCGAGGGUCUUGGAGCUGCGCGGGGAAAUCGACAGGGUCAGUGAGUCUUUGCGGGCGGCUCAUGAGACGAUUCGCGUCUUGCGCGUGGACAAGGGCGGCUUGCUGGCGCGCGUGGAUGAGGAGCGCGACAAGGCCAGGGCGGCCGUGGACUCGAUCAAGGCUGAGUUGCAGCGUGUUUUGCAGAUGAGUCCCGACUUUUCGAGGGAGCCGCUUGGUAUGCGUGGCGGAGACAAGGAUGAGGUCGCUUCUUGCGCUGCUCGUGUGGACGGCGAAGCCGAGGCUGCUGCUGCUUCGGACCCCUUGGUGCGGUCCGGCAGUGGGAAGAAGCGGCGGAGACGGUAUGAUAGCGGCUUGGGGUUGCUGGAGGAAGACGACGUGGAAAUGUUUUGA